Messenger RNA from Cryptomeria japonica (Japanese cedar), 1112 nucleotides. Its product is annotated as transcription factor MYB8. NCBI's taxonomy places the organism in Eukaryota, Viridiplantae, Streptophyta, Pinopsida, Cupressales, Cupressaceae. Bases 250 to 978 code for a protein of 242 amino acids. The transcript is spliced from 3 exons. The record is from RefSeq and is a predicted model, not a curated record.
UUUACAUAUUCUUCCUGCUUCUAUUUUUGGCUGUCAAGUUAUUCAUUUUCAACCUCCGACUAUUUUCUAACCACUAUGUGUGACCUUCCACCGACUGAAACGACGUGUAUAAAUCAAGAGGAAUGAAGCAACCAAUAUUCUCAAAUCACUUCUUUCUUGGGCUCCCUUCUACUUGGAAUGUCAUAGAUUUUGUGCUUGGUUAUUAUUGAAUUCCCUCAGUGGGUACAGGAAAAAAAAACCUGCUCAAAGAUGGGGAAAAAACCCAUCAUUUCUAGGGAGGAGCUCAACAGAAGGAGUUGGACUGCAGAGGAAGACAAGAUAUUGUCUGACUAUAUUCGAACUCAUGGCGAGACUGGAUGGAGAUCUCUUCCCCAAAAAGCAGGUUUGAAUCGCUGUGGGAAGAGUUGCAGAUUACGGUGGCUCAAUUAUCUUCGCCCUGACAUUAAACGUGGCAACAUUUCUCCUGACGAGGAGGAACUCAUUGUUAGAAUGCAUCGACUGCUUGGCAAUCGAUGGGCACUUAUCGCUGGUCGGUUGCCUGGAAGAACAGACAAUGAAAUAAAGAAUUACUGGAAUACUCGUUUGAGCAAAAAGCUUGCAAAGAGAAAAUGCCCUCCAUCAGCAGAUCCAAGUGAAGAUAGGCCUACUAAGCCAUGUGAAAUCAUGAGAUCAAUGUGUGGUGAGAAAGAAGCAUUGGAUGUCUCUCAAAUUUCAUUCAUGGAGGAUCCUGCAGAUGCUUCUUCAAUUCAACUAAAAAAUGGCUGCAUCUCUGAGCCAGGUUAUUUUCAAACUCAGCCUGAGAAUGGUUCUCUUGACUCACUGGAGUCCAUAGUAUCAGCUCUAUCUGGCAUUCCAUAUCCUCUGGACUGCAAUCUAUUUUCUAUGCCUUGUACCGAUUUUGGUGCCCAAGAUUUGUCCAUGGAGGGUCUGCUCCCACAUAUAGCUUUUGAUUUACAAUAUAAUAAUUUUAUCAUAUAAUCUAAUAUUUCUUCAAUCAAUAACUUUCUAUCACUUCAUGAGAACGAAAUAUUCUGAGGUAAAGUUAACUGCAUAAAAUAGCGACACUACUAAAUUUGGUUUCACAUUGUUGUGCCGAUCAUGUCAAUAUACGU